CAAGACUCUCCUAUCUCUCUCUCUCUCACACACAGACACACACAAUAAUGGGUGAUGAAAAACAACCAUCCCUAUUGAUUUAUAGGUUCUUCUAUACAAAAUUUCAGUUCAAUCAUUUCUUUCACUUGCUUCUCUUUACCGUUGGUUUUUCAGUAGGUAUCAUAGCUAGUUUAUACAUCAAAACCUUUUCAUUCACUUUCCAAAGGUCUCUAUAUUCCAUUUCACCUUCAGUACCACCACUGCCAUUAUUAUUGCCCCCCGAAACAACGCCUCCACCGUCACCACAACCUCCACCACCAUCAUUGCCAUCGUCACCACCACCACCACUGCCAUUAUUAUUUCCCCCCGAAACAACAUCUUCACCGUCGCCACAACCUCCACCACCAUCAUUGCCACCGUCACCACCACCACCACCACCACCAUUACAUGAGGUACUAAAUUUGACCUCCACAUCAAACAAAACGUCUAAUUAUACUUUUGUUUCGCUUAAAGAGCAGACUUCUCUUAUGCACAAUAUGAGCGACGAAGAGUUGCUUCAGAAAGCAUCCAUGGCUGCACAAAUUCAAGAAUUCCCUCGAAAUCAUGUCCCAAAAGUAGCUUUCAUGUUCUUGGCGAAAGGGUCGUUACCCUUUACACUUUUGUGGGAGAAGUUCUUCAAAGGCCAUGAAGGGCUUUACUCCAUUUAUAUUCAUACACACCCUUCAUUCAAUGAAACAGUACCUGAAAGUUCUGUCUUCCAUGGAAGAAGAAUUCCUAGCAAGGAAGUGUAUUGGGGCACUAUGUCUAUGAUUGAUGCUGAGAGACGCCUCCUAGCAAACGCUCUUCUUGACUUCUCUAACCACAGAUUCGUGUUACUUUCUGAAACAUGCAUUCCAUUAUUCAAUUUCACCACAAUUUAUAACUACCUAAUCAAAUCAAACCUAAGCUUCUUAGGCUCAUUUGAUGACCCAAGAAAGCCUGGCCGUGGCCGGUACAACCGUGAGAUGUGGCCGGUGAUUAACAUCACCGAUUGGCGAAAAGGGUCACAAUGGUUCGAAAUAAAUCGGGAGCUAGCCAUUCAUGUUGUUUCAGAUACCCAAUAUUAUAAUGUUUUUAGUGAGUAUUGUCACGUACCAUGUUACAAUGACGAGCAUUAUUUGCCAACUUUAGUGAACAUUUUGUACCCCGCGUUGAAUUCUAAUAGAAGCAUUACGUGGGUUGAUUGGUCAAGGCCUGGUCCGCAUCCGGGGAGAUUCGCCUGGUGGAGUAUCACGGAUGAGUUCUUGAAUCGGAUUCGAUUUGGUUCGGACUGUAUCUACAAUGGAAAUACUAGUUCAAUUUGUUUCCUCUUUGCUAGGAAAUUUAUGCCAGAUGCAUUGGGGCCUUUGUUACGGAUUGCUCCAUCGCUGCUUGGCUUUGAUCCUUAAUAUUUAUGAUGAUCAAUAAGGGAAAAAAAAAAAAUUAAGG
Molecule: messenger RNA, 1446 nt
Organism: Cornus florida
Lineage: Eukaryota; Viridiplantae; Streptophyta; Magnoliopsida; Cornales; Cornaceae
Product: glycosyltransferase BC10
Exons: 2
Coding region: 48-1406 (452 amino acids)
Cellular component (GO): membrane
Molecular function (GO): glycosyltransferase activity
Source: RefSeq, a predicted model, not a curated record